GAUUUAGGGUUACUUUUGCCUUCUGUGAACGAUAAGUUAAAACUAUCAGAAGUAAUUUCCGACUGCAUAUUUGUUCCUGUGGAAGAAAGAGAAAGGAAACCCAGUUUGAUAUUAGUGUUUGGUAUUCACACAAUUCAUUUCACUACUCAUAGUUGCAUCGAUAAUUUGCUGUGCGUGAAAGUCUGAAAAGAUCUUUUGAAAUAUCUGGCUGGUUGAACUGGAUUCCCGAAGGAAUUCCCGAUGCUUCUUCUACCACUUUGCAGACUUCUCGGCAAUCUCACCAACAACUCAGUUGUACAGUAUCGGUUUACAUGGAUUCUACGAAGGGUUUUUGCUUCAGAACCGACACAGCUGGAACGUAUGCAACGAAAUCCAACCGAACAUCCAGAUCUUAUGAAACUCGAGGUUGUCGAAAUUGAGGAUUUGAAACCAGUAGGACCUCUGAAAGUUAUUUUACUCAGAGAUGUAGAAGGUAUUGGUAAUCAGUUUGAUGUUGUUGAAGUGAAUCGUCGACUUGCACGAACAGAUCUGUUGUUAACGCAGAAGGCAGCAUAUGCUUCACCAUUCAACUUGCAAUAUUAUGGAGAGAUGAAGGAGAAAAUGAAAGAUGAGUUGAUAAAACGGGUUCGCAUUCCAUAUGAUUACAUAUUGCUUGGAAGAGAAUUGAUCAGAAAAGUUAUACCUCUGCGAGUUUCUAUGGAAAGUCCUUGGUUACUAGACAAAUCGAUCGUUAAAGCCUCUCUACGGCAAGAGGGAGUUGAAGUUAUAGAUGACAUGAUUUUUCUCGAAAAUAAAAAUUUGAGAGGACCAAAUAUCGAACUGGAAGCCCAUUUGUUACGAUUUUACGUGGUUAUUUGUAAUCAGUAUGUUAUUCCAAUGAUUGGUCGCAUUUGCCAUACUUCGUCAGACGAAGGCAAACAGAUUCUUUAUCCUGAAACAACCCGAAUACCAACUGAGGAGGAUCUCGGAAAGUAUAACAUAGCCGAAGAGAAGCCAUAUUUCGCGGAAAAAGCAGAAAUCUUCAGAGACUUUGAUGUCAUUGGUCUUAUGAUGCAAAGAAGACAAAAUAAAUAGAAGUCGUAGGUCAUAAGCUGCCGGUAGCUAGAACUAAUGGCAUAUAUUUUCUGUAGCACAAAGUGCAAUAUGUCAAAAAAAAAUCUUGCAUAGAAA
Messenger RNA from Loa loa (African eye worm), 1170 nucleotides. Its product is annotated as ribosomal protein L9 domain-containing protein. The transcript has 6 exons. Gene Ontology annotation, biological process: translation. Gene Ontology annotation, cellular component: mitochondrion; ribosome. The record is from RefSeq and is a predicted model, not a curated record. Gene Ontology annotation, molecular function: structural constituent of ribosome. Bases 241 to 1074 code for a protein of 277 amino acids. NCBI's taxonomy places the organism in Eukaryota, Metazoa, Nematoda, Chromadorea, Rhabditida, Onchocercidae.